Anopheles merus is the source of this 1240-nucleotide messenger RNA. Its product is annotated as holocytochrome c-type synthase-like. Gene Ontology annotation, biological process: cytochrome c-heme linkage. The record is from RefSeq and is a predicted model, not a curated record. The transcript is spliced from 2 exons. Gene Ontology annotation, molecular function: holocytochrome-c synthase activity. NCBI's taxonomy places the organism in Eukaryota, Metazoa, Arthropoda, Insecta, Diptera, Culicidae. Gene Ontology annotation, cellular component: mitochondrion. The coding region runs from base 166 to 1002 and encodes 278 amino acids.
AAACCCUCGCCAUGUUGUACGGGGAUGGCAGCUCCUCGUUCAGCUGUCACAACACAAAUCACAUUGAAAAGCAAAGUUACGAAAACUUGAGAAAUUUUAGCAAACUUACCACAAAACUAAGCCGAGUUUGAUCAGCAAAUCGUCCAGUGAGUCUAUCCCACAGCCAUGGGAAACACGGUGUCUGCAGCUGAAAAGGUUGCCUCGAACAUAGUGCCCAGCACCUUGACAAAGGGUGAAGAUGCGGCACUACCGAAGGGACAUCCACCGCUAGGCGAUAAAGCAGCCAUGUCCGGUAAUCCUCCGCCCGAAUGCCCGAUGCACCAAAAACAGCAACCCAAAGAACAACCAGUGCUCGUAUCCGAAUGCCCGAUUAAGCACGAUGGAGCAGAAGUGAACCCGCUGAACAUGAUGCCACCGGCAAAUCAAAAUCCCGCCCCGGGCCAACCGUUCCCACUGCCUACCGAGCGCCAGGUGUCGUCGAUUCCGAAAGCGACCACCGACGGUAAGCAAGAGUUUUGGGUGUACCCAAGCCAGCAGAUGUUCUGGAAUGCGAUGCUGCGCAAGGGCUGGCGCUGGGAGAAGGACGAUAUAGCUCAGAAAGACAUGGACGAUAUUAUAAAGAUACACAACGCCAACAAUGAGCAGGCCUGGCAGGAGGUACUUAAGUGGGAAGCGCUGCACGCCCGCGAAUGUGGCAAUCCGCGGCUGAAGAGCUUCGGCGGUAAGGCAACCGAUUACAGCCCGCGGGCUAAGAUUCGCAACAUGAUGGGAUACGAGCUGCCAUUCGACCGACACGACUGGAUCAUCGAUCGCUGUGGCAAGGAUGUGCGCUACAUCAUUGACUACUACGACGGUGGCAUGGUGGACGAGAAGUACAAAUUUGCCCUGCUGGAUGUGAGGCCCGCGAUGGAUUCGUUCGACAACGUGUGGGAUCGCAUGAAGGUGGCCUACAUGCGAUGGAAGUUCGAGCUGGAGGACAAACUGAAGGAGCUGACAAACUAAGCGAACUGGAUCGCUGGCGCUAUAAGAAUUGUUUAGAAUGUACGACAGCUUCUUUGAGACACGUUUCGCGCGACUUAGGAUCAGAAAGUACCACGGUUGACGAAGGAGUACAAUUAAAUUAUCUAGACUUACUGCACUCAACAAUAACGAAAAAGUACCCUAUGUUUGCAAUACUUGCGUAGAGAAUGUAACAAGUUCUCGGAAUAAAUUCUAGGCCUCGUCUUUUACCCACCUUAAA